UUCGAACAUCCUCAAAAAAUUCUCGAAGAAGCAGCGAUGGACGACAUCGUAGAAACCAUGACGGCGACGACGAGGAAGAGAGAGGAAAUAGAGAGAGAAGCAGAGGAGAAUCGGAAAGAAGCAUUGUUAGCUUCAACGCAGUCUCUUCAACCCAAUUUCAAUCGAUCCAACAUCACUCAGAAACAGAUAUCCAAAUUACAGGAGCUACACAAGAGACGCAUGAAGAUAAAAGCCAAUUCAAAGAUCCAAAAGAAACCUAAAGGUAAGCAGCAGCAGCAGCAGAGUAGAGCAGUGGAAGAUGGCGAAAGCUCUAAAGUAUUGAAAGAGACAACUUCUUCUUCUCCUACCUUGGAACAGCAGCAUCAGAAGACAGUUGUCUCAGCAGCAACAAUGAAGCCACAGAAGCUGUAUUGGGGGCUAGAUACUAAGGAGAGGUGGGAAAGGAAAGCCAACAUGUAGUGUCUGAAUCCAUUUCUCCUUAUUAGUUUGAUUACUUACUCUACUUAGUCCCAAUUGUUGCAAGUUAUUUUGAAAAGAGCAAGAAGAGAAAAGCCAACGUGAUUUUAUUUUUUUGGUUUAUUUUCAAGCUCUGGGUGUAAGAGCAAAUGACACAGUUUUGAUAUAAGACUUUCUCAAUGUAUCGUUGUCGGAAUUUGAGCAUGGGACUGAAACUUAUAGGGGUUUCAAAUUUGAAAAGCACAGAAAGUAAGUCUUUGUAAUAUGAAGAUUGUGGACAGUUGUCUCAGCAGCACCGAUGAAGCCACAGAAGCUGUAUUGGGGGCUAGAUACUAAGGAAAGGUGGGAAAGAAAAGCCAACAUGUAGUGUUUGAAUCCAUUUCUCGUUAUUAGUUGAUUACUUAGUCCAUUGUACAAGUUAAUAAAAGAGCGAGAAUACACAUUUUUUAUCCA
Messenger RNA from Raphanus sativus (radish), 909 nucleotides. RefSeq lists its product as uncharacterized. The coding region runs from base 37 to 459 and encodes 140 amino acids. The transcript has 4 exons. The record is from RefSeq and is a predicted model, not a curated record. NCBI's taxonomy places the organism in Eukaryota, Viridiplantae, Streptophyta, Magnoliopsida, Brassicales, Brassicaceae.